Aureobasidium melanogenum CBS 110374 is the source of this 996-nucleotide messenger RNA. RefSeq lists its product as uncharacterized. The record is from RefSeq and is a predicted model, not a curated record. Bases 1 to 996 code for a protein of 331 amino acids. Lineage: Eukaryota; Fungi; Ascomycota; Dothideomycetes; Dothideales; Saccotheciaceae. The transcript is spliced from 3 exons.
AUGGCGGAAGUCUUUGGAGCUGUCGCGUCUGGAAUAGGCAUCGCAGGCGUUGCUGCCCAAGCCAUCGAUGGCAUCCGAAAGCUGCAGGCUUUCUGCAAUGACAUUCGCGAUGCUCCUGAAGAAGUAAAAUAUCUGACCACCGAACUGGGGAUUCUGCUGGGUACGAUAGCCAGUAUCGAGGCUCAGAUCCAAAAGAAUUCAAAUUUGUGCGGAAGUAUGAAUCCGACGCCGGCAUUGCGCUUCGUAGAUCAGAGCGUUAGAUCUUUCAAUACUGUCAUCGAGAGACUCAAUAGUGAGAUUUCACAGAGACGGACGAUGGGCUCGAUUAAGAUGGCUUGGAAGAAGAAAGCCUUGGAGUCGCAUCUGUUGAAGAUAGAGAGGUCAAAGACUUCGUUGGGGUUGGCUGUGUCCGCAUAUUCGACUGAGCUGUACCUACAGGCAGCCAUGAGGACUGAGACCAGAAUCGACCAACUGAGCAUGAACGUGACAACACAGAUAGCCUCAUACCAAGCACAAUUGACGGCUUCAUUUGGCCCUCAUCACAGCGACAGUCAGCGAAUCAGACGCAAUGACCAAUUCGUCGUCGAUAAGGGUGAUGAUAAAGACUGGGCUGGUAUUCGAGAGAAACACAAGCCUCCGAAAUGGAUAUCAGUCAUAUCCUUCACACUGUCCGUCCCCCUCUGGCUCUCGCAGCGUUCUUUACAGAUCGAUGUACGCCGAACAGCUCAGAACUGGACUCUGAGUCUAAGACCGUACCGAACGAUUCCGUACGACGCCGAGACCUGGGAUGCCGUUCGAUUUGGCAACUUUGAUAGAAUGCGGAGUCUUAUCGAAUCUGGACAAGCAACAGUCUUUGAUCGACGUGGCGAUGGAACCACGCUUCUACAUCGAGUCUGCACGUGGGGACCACCGCUAGCACCAGAAGUUUUCUCGCGCAUGGCUCGUUAUCUAGUCGACCGGGGCGCUGAUGUCAAUGAGCCUACGCGUGACGGCUAG